AUGCGCCUGCCCCCUUUGGUAUCCCUGCGCUGCCUUCAGGGCUGCGAAAGGGUGAAAGGGAGGCGGCGAAGGAGAGAAAGCGCGAGGGGAAGAGGAGGAGAAAGCGCGCCGCCGAUUGGCCGGCCGCAGGGGAGACGUUCCUGUACGCCGCGCUCUCUGAUUGGCCGGCCGGUGGGAAAGGUUAAACCAAAAAUUUUUUUACAGCCCUAGUGUGUGUCUGUAGCUCUGAAAUUAAUUGUAGCUAAAGCUGUCUCGGCUGCUCUGAUCCACAGCCCCGGCUGCCGGUUUCCCCCCCGCCCUCCCUUGCUCGGGUGGACUAGGGGGGCUCCAGGCACCAUGAAGUAGUUUUGGACAGAGGGGACUCGGGGUUCCGUUUUUUUCAAGGGGGGCGACCAUCUUUUCCUCCCCUUUGGAAAGCCCCCCUUUUACCCUUUCUUUUUCCUCGAGGGGGGGAAACCUUUCCGCGCCCCCCUUUCCUCCCCCACCCGCCCGUUGCCUUGGCUUUCCUUGCCUGGCUGCUGGGUCCCUCAUCUCUUUUUUUCCUUUCCUUUUCCCCGGCUGCUCCUGCGUCCUUGCUACAUGCCUUGCCAAGCACGGGAGCUGGUGGUGCAAGUGCUUGGCUGCUGCUGCUGCUCCCGCUGCCUCGCUCCUUCUCCUGCUGCUGCUGCCCAUCGCUGCUCCUCAGCAGCCUCCAGCCUUCCUGGACGGACCGAGCAGCGCCCCCCAUCAUCAUCACCAGCGCCUGCGGCCACCACCACCUCUUCCUGCCGGCUGUGCAACUUUCCCCCUCCGCCUAGAGUGUGAUGUUGGACAUGGGCGAUAGGAAGGAAGUGAAAAUGCUGCCCAAGUCGUCCUUCAGCAUCAACAGCCUGGUCCCCGAAGCCGUCCAGAGCGACAACAACCACAGCCACCACCACCACAACAACCACCACCCGCACCACCACCACCACCACCAUCACCACCACCACCAUCACGGCCAGCAGCAGCAGCAGCAGCCGCCCCAGAGGGCGACCCCGGAUGAGGACGACGACGAGGAAGAGAAGAACCAGCUCCUGCUGCAGCCCCCCGGGGUGGGGGUCGGCGUGGCGGCCGCCGCCGCCGCCUCUGGCGCCGCCGCCACCUCUGGCCCCAUGGAGGUGUCCAAGGGGGACCUCUUGGGCGGCAAAGGGGAGCCCGGCUCGGCAGGCGAGCUGGACGACAACAAGGAGAAAGGAGCGGCGUCGGAGGAGAAAAAGGGCCCGUCGGAAGGGGCCAAGGACGGCGGCAGCGACGGCGGGGGCAAGGAAGGCGAGAAGAAGAACGGCAAGUACGAGAAGCCGCCGUUCAGCUAUAACGCGCUCAUCAUGAUGGCCAUCCGGCAGAGCCCCGAGAAGCGCCUGACCCUCAACGGCAUCUACGAGUUCAUCAUGAAGAACUUCCCUUACUACCGGGAGAACAAACAGGGCUGGCAGAACUCCAUCCGCCACAACCUCUCCCUCAAUAAGUGCUUCGUCAAGGUGCCCCGGCACUACGACGACCCUGGCAAAGGCAACUACUGGAUGUUGGACCCUUCCAGCGACGACGUCUUCAUCGGAGGCACCACGGGCAAGCUCCGGCGGCGCUCCACCACCUCGCGGGCCAAGCUGGCCUUCAAGCGGGGCGCCCGCCUCACCUCCACCGGCCUGACCUUCAUGGACAGGGCGGGCUCCUUGUACUGGCCCAUGUCGCCUUUCCUGUCCCUCCACCACCCGCGGGCCAGCAGCACUUUGAGCUACAACGGGACCACGUCGGCUUACCCCAGCCACCCCAUGCCCUACAGCUCCGUCUUGACUCAGAACUCCUUGGGAAACAACCACUCCUUUUCCACGUCCAACGGCCUGAGCGUGGAUAGACUCGUCAACGGCGAGAUCCCCUACGCCACCCACCACCUCACGGCCGCUGCGCUGGCCGCCUCGGUGCCCUGCGGCUUGUCGGUGCCCUGCUCCGGCACCUAUUCCCUCAACCCCUGCUCCGUCAACCUUCUGGCGGCGGGACAGACCAGUUACUUUUUCCCUCACGUCCCGCACCCGUCCAUGACUUCGCAGAGCAGCACCUCGAUGACGGGGCGGGCCGCCUCGUCGUCCACUUCGCCGCAGGCGCCCUCCACUCUCCCCUGCGAGUCCCUCAGACCGUCCUUGCCCAGUUUUACCACGGGACUGUCGGGUGGACUUUCUGAUUAUUUCACACAUCAAAAUCAGGGUUCUUCCUCCAACCCGUUAAUACAUUAA
Molecule: messenger RNA, 2246 nt
Organism: Podarcis lilfordi (Lilford's wall lizard)
Lineage: Eukaryota; Metazoa; Chordata; Lepidosauria; Squamata; Lacertidae
Source: the annotation of a GenBank genome assembly